Molecule: messenger RNA, 2552 nt
Organism: Corticium candelabrum
Lineage: Eukaryota; Metazoa; Porifera; Homoscleromorpha; Homosclerophorida; Plakinidae
Product: paraplegin-like
Exons: 21
Coding region: 21-2270 (749 amino acids)
Biological process (GO): mitochondrial protein processing
Cellular component (GO): m-AAA complex; membrane
Molecular function (GO): ATP hydrolysis activity; ATP-dependent peptidase activity; zinc ion binding
Source: RefSeq, a predicted model, not a curated record
ACAACAACGCAAUUUAGUGAAUGUUGCGUUUCGAUUGUUCGUUUUUUCGAAGGCAACGCGUUUUUAAACAACUAUAUACAUAUCAUUUUGCUUCAAGGAUUGCCUCAGUUCGUAAAUGGAGUCGACUUAGAGCAUCUGGUGUCGAAAACUUUGCAGAAAACGGUCGAAAUCAUGCGAGAAGAUCUCUUAUUCUGUCGCGUCUUCGUUUUGUGAGUCGAUUGCAUCAGACUGUUGACAGGCGAGCGCAUGAUCACACACAGAGAUGGUUGUCAGUGUUGAGACGAUGGCAGUCAAAUAGACCAAAAGGUUUACAGAAUCAAUCAAAUGAGCCUGAGGGAGAGCAGUUCUGGCAACGUCUAUUGGCAUACAUUCUACUUGCAGCUAUUUUUCUUCUCUACAGCACGGGUGAUCCUGUACCUCAAGUCAGCUGGUCGGUCUUUCGUAGAGAAAUGUUGCAGAGAGGAGAGGUAGCAAAAUUAGUUGUCAACUCUAGCAAGGACAAAUGUUAUGUUUAUCUUCAUCAUGGAGCCAUUGUUCAUGAGAAGGAGAUUCACCGAGCUCCUCCUCACUUUGCGUUCAGCAUCAAUGGGGUAGAAAGCUUUGAGGAUCGUCUCAUUCAAGCUCAAAAGGAAUUACGAAUUGAUCCAUCAGGAUAUGUGCCAGUCAUUUAUGAGCCAUCUGACUCUAUCAUGAUGACGUUUGUUUCCAAUUUGCUUGGUGGCUUGGUCGCACUUGGUGUGUUGUAUUUGUUGAUGCGUGGGUUGGGCUCGAGGGGACAGGGUGAUGGGAGCAUCACAUCUAUGAUGCCAUUUACGAAAGCAAAAGCAAGAAUUAUAACUGAUUCUCUGGAAGUCAAGUUCUCUGAUAUUGCGGGGAUGGAUGAGGCAAAAUUGGAAGUGAUGGAGUUUGUUGAUUAUCUGAAAGCACCUCAAAGGUUUACUCAACUUGGAGCGAGGAUCCCUAAGGGAGCUUUGUUGACUGGCCCACCGGGUACAGGCAAAACACUUCUGGCCAAGGCUGUUGCCAGUGAAGCAGACGUUCCCUUUAUUUCUGUUGCUGGUCCUGACUUUGUAGAAAUACUUGGAGGUAUUGGAGCAGCUCGAGUACGAGAUUUGUUUUCUCAAGCACGAAAACUUGCUUCUUGUAUUGUCUACAUUGAUGAAAUAGAUGCAGUUGGACGAGCAAGAUCAGGCUCUGGGAUGGAUGGCCAGACUGAGAUGGAGAAUACAUUGAAUCAACUGCUGGUUGAGAUGGAUGGCAUUAACACUCUGGAGGGAGUUGUUGUGAUGGCUUCAACAAACAGACCAGAUGUGUUGGAUCAAGCAUUGUUGAGACCCGGUCGAUUUGAUCGUCAAAUUGCUAUUGAUCUUCCCACGUUGCUGGAAAGGCAGGCCAUCUUUGAAGUUCAUCUACGUGAUUAUCUGUUGGCACAACCACUGAAAGCAUAUUCUAGACGAUUGGCAGCGCUUACACCUGGUCACAGUGGAGCUGAUAUUGCCAACAUUUGUAAUGAGGCUGCUCUACAUGCCGCAAGGAAUCGUAAGAUGGCAAUCGACUCAGAGAACUUUGAAUACGCAGUCGAACGUGUGAUUGCUGGGAUGGAGAAGAAAAGCAACGUGAUGACACAGAAAGAGAGGGAAGUUGUGGCGUAUCAUGAGGCAGGACAUGUACUUGUAGGAUGGAUGCUGAAACACACAGAUCCUGUUCUUAAGGUCUCAAUUGUUCCUCGCACUAAAGGUCCACUAGGCUAUGCUCAAGUUCUACCAUCAGAUCAGAAAUUCUACAAUGCAGAGCAGUUAUUUGAUCGUAUGUGCAUGUUGUUGGGAGGACGAGCUGCUGAGGCUUUAGUGUUUCGUAGAAUAACGUCUGGAGCCCAUGAUGAUCUGAGGAGAGUGAGUGAGUUGGCGUAUACUCAGAUCCAAGUGUUUGGAAUGAAUUCAAGAAUUGGCCACAUUUCCUUCCCUCUCAGUCGAUCAAGCGACAUGGUGAAGAAACCAUUCAGUCAAAAACUCUCCAAGAUGAUCGACGAGGAAGUAAGGCUGCAGGUUAGUCAAGCAUACAGUCACACAGAGCAAGUAUUGAAGGAACACCAUGAUAAACUGCGCAAGCUGGCAUUGUCACUGAUUGAACGUGAGGUUCUCAAUUACGACGACAUUUGUCAUCUGCUGGGACCGCCUCCUCAUGCUGAUAGUAAAAUGUCACUCAUUGACUUUAGGAAACAAGUUGAGAGGAGCACACAUGAAGACGGCGUCGUGCAGCCAUCGCAAUGAUGAAUUAUAACAUCGACAUGUAGAUCACAUUGCAGUAAAGAUGUUUGAAUGUGCUUGUAAAUAUAAUCGUUAUAAUAAUUAUAUUUGAGUUUAAAUAUCUUUUUGGUGUUGGUGUAGUUGAUGCCUAUUCUUGUUUGGGUAUGACUCGCUGUACAUGCUUACGACUUGACUAGAGGUGGCGAUCAAUUAUCUAUAGCUGUGCAUGUGGUUGGACAGAUUGUGUUGGCCUGAUUGGCUGCAUUUCCAGACUGGUAGUAAUUUACUAUGCGUAUGCAUAGUGUG